CUCAGAUCUGACAACCCCCAGGAAUCAGCCGUGCGUCCGUUCUUCACCAUGAAUCCAACAAGACCCCCAGUUUAGCAGCAAUACAAGUUUUUGUUUUUUUCUUUUUCACUGCUGAGUGGUAACCUGUUCGCGUCAUCAAAGUGUUUGUGCGCAAAAAAAGUCCUGAAAUCUGGGAGAAACUGCGCGUAAUUUCCUCAACAUUUACUUCCUUCAGCCGCUUGGAGCCGAAGGCGGACGGUGUUUCUGGAGAUUUUCUGCUUUUAUUUGAUCAGAGGGGAAUAUUUUACCUUUUUGCACACCGACAUGGAGUACACGUCUUCCCCGAAGCCGCAGCUCUCAACCCGGGCCAAUGCUUUCUCCAUAGCCGCCCUGAUGUCCAGCGGGAAGUCCAGCAAGGACAAGGAGGCGGAGGAGAACACCAUCAAACCCCUGGAGCAAUUCGUGGAGAAAUCCUCCUGCAACCAGCAGCCUCUGGCUGACCUGUCCUCUCUGGACGGACACGGGGACUUCAGCGGGAGCGCGCCCGUAGUGUGCACGGAGCCGCUCAUCCCCACCACUCCCGGGAUCCCCAGUGAAGAGAUGGCGAAGAUUUCGUGCAGUCUGGAGACCAAAGAGUUGUGGGACAAAUUCCACGAGCUCGGCACUGAGAUGAUCAUCACAAAGUCUGGAAGGCGGAUGUUUCCUACCAUCCGGGUCUCCUUCUCCGGAGUGGACCAGGACUCCAAGUACAUCGUCCUGAUGGACAUCGUUCCGGUGGACAACAAGCGGUACCGCUACGCCUACCACCGCUCCUCCUGGUUGGUGGCCGGCAAGGCCGACCCCCCUCUGCCCGCCAGGUUGUACGUCCACCCGGACUCUCCGUUCACCGGGGAGCAGCUGAUGAAGCAGAUGGUCUCCUUCGAGAAGGUCAAGCUGACCAACAACGAGCUGGACCAGCACGGACACAUCAUCCUGAACUCCAUGCACAAGUACCAGCCGCGGGUCCACAUCAUCAAGAAGAAGGACCACACUGCGUCGUUGCUCAACCUCAAAUCAGAGGAGUUUCGCACCUUCGUGUUCGUUGAGACAGUCUUUACUGCUGUCACAGCCUAUCAGAACCAGCUGAUAACCAAGUUGAAGAUCGACAGCAACCCAUUUGCCAAAGGUUUCAGGGAUUCCUCGCGGUUGACGGACAUGGAGAGCAGGGAAAGUGUUGAGAAUCUGAUCCACAAGCACUCGUACGCCCGAUCACCGAUCAGAACCUACGCUGGUGAUGAGGAGAACCUCAGCGAGGAUGGACACACCACACACACCAGAGGGUCAGCGUUUACCGCCUCAGAUAACCUCUCUCUGAGCUCCUGGGUUACCACUACCUCAGGCUUCUCAGGCUUCCAGCACCCUCAGACCUUGUCAGCCAUGGGCACCGGCACUGCCUCUCUACCCCACCCCAUCCAGGGAUCCCUUCCCCCUUACAGCCGGCUAGGUAUGCCUCUGACGCCCACUGCUCUGGCUGGAACCAUGCAGGGCAGUGGGCCAUCCUUCCCUUCCUUCCACAUGCCCCGCUACCACCACUACUUCCAGCAGGGGCCCUACGCCGCCAUACAAGGACUCCGCCACUCCUCCACGGUCAUGACUCCCUUCGUAUGACUUCACAGAGUAGAGGGCCAGAACUUACUCUGACCUUUGAUAGGGUGCAGACAUUUAAUCCUCAUCACUCCUCACCUGGUUUGCACCUGUCCCUCUGGUUGUUGUAAAUAAUUUACCUGUAGUGAGUGGGGUGAUGGUGGUGACAUGAAGAGGAACCUGCACACUGGACUGAGACAGACUGUGUUUCUCUCUCAGGAUCUGACUCCUAAGAACAGCUCUGAUAUAGGAAAAGACUGAUGACCUCAUUGCAAACCAAAUGCAGGACAAAAACACACGCAUGCAUGUUUUAUUUCAGCCCUCGAAAACAAAGUACACUUUCUAACUGUUUUUAAAAUGGCUCCAGAACCUAGCAGGGUGAGAUUCCUAAAAAUGACACAAUGAGGUGGAUGGAACAUUUCAAUAUGAAGGACAUGCAGAGCAGCCAUCUUAGCUCCUAUGUGUUAGGCAAGCCAGCCAUAUGUACAGUUCAGAAUUACAACUCCACGCUCUCGGGAUGAUGUAGAAAUGUGUCUAAACAAACUGAGGAAAAUGCAUUACCGGAUCCAUUUACUUAGACGUUUCUCACUGUAAAUUAAUGAAAAAAGAAUCUUAGAACGCAUGCUGACUGCAGUAGACCAACACAUUGCUUAACUUUGUACGUUUUAACAUGGAACGAAGGACUUCAGGCAUAAAAGAGGAAAAUAUUUUUGCUUCAAAGGCCUGGUCAAACCAGGAAUUGCAAACCUGAUUUUAACCGAGGCUGUGGGAGCAGAAUGUGUCAUCAAGGCUCGCUUUUCCCAAGGGUUGUAUUUUAGACAGAACACAUUCUUUAUACUAGGCAUAGGACAGUUUCCUGUAUCAAGGUAAACCGAGGUUUUAAAAAGUUAUGGUUUCAAAACUGCAAACAUUUUCAAUCACACAGUUUCAAAAUACUUUUAUUGGGAUGCCAGAGAAAGGUCAGGAGUUUUAGGUUUCUCCCACUGUUUUGAGGAUAGCUCCGUUGCUCCACACUGCUGGUCAGCUGGCUGAAGGAAUGCUACUACAUUUCCCCCAUUAUAACGAGAAAGACAGUUUUGGCUGUUUGGAAAUAAAAACGGCGCCACCCAUCACAAUUAAGGUAAUGCUGUUUUGAACCUAAAGUUGGCCAGCUACAAGCAGCAUAUCUAAUUAGCAGCCAACCACAGGCUCUAUGUAAGCAAACAGCUGCACUAAUUGCAUUUUUCAUUUUACAUAAAUACUGUGAAACCAUGGUAUUUUCACUCAAAGAUAUCAUACCACAAGAAUCUCAUCCUGGCUCAUGUCUGCAUCAGACUGUAUCAAAGGUAAUUAAUGAUGGAAACAAAGCUGCUUAUUACAUCUUAUAACUUUAUCCUACAAAGAAGCUGAUAAAGAAUAUAAGAAGUGUAUUUCAGCUUCCUUUAGUCCAAGCGCAGAGUUUAGUCAAGGUCAAAUAAAUUAAAUCAAAAUAGUAAAUCAUAUCUGAUCUUAAUACUGCCACAGUCUUCUAAAGGAAACAUUUAAAAGUGGUUUCCAAGGAAGUAGUCAGAAGUAACUAUAAAAACAUACAAGAACAACAACUGAAACAUCAGCUGGUUAAAAUGGACUCCACUUACUCCAUUUAACAACUAAAGAUGAUGGACAACCAGCUCAGAGACCUAAAGGUGCAGCUUCGAUUGUUUAAAGUCUAACAGCCUAACAGAGAUUUGCUGAAUUCCUCUGCAACCUUCAGCUUGAGUGUAGCGAACAUAAACCACCUGCAGACAAUCUGCAGCAGGUUGAGCUGAUUCACAGCCCUGUUGGCGUGCGUCGACAGAAAGUUCACACAACAAAGUAAUGUCUCUGUUUAACCUCUUUUAAAAGCACAGAGAGAGAAGAAAGGUGGAAGCAUGAAGAGCUGACCUGCAUUGUGACAGCAAUUCAUGGUUCUGGUCAUUUAUCCAAAAAAAAAGACUUGAUUUGAACAUCUGUCCUGGAUAUACACCAAAAUGUUCCCUGAUAUUUGGAUUUAUUCAGUCUGUUAUUGUCCAUAUAGGUUUUGGUUCCUACUGGAAAGAGGCUGAAAUUAGGUGAGAACAAUUCAACGGCUAAAAAAAAGGAACAAUCUCAACUUUUGCAGAUACUUUUUAGCUUUUCGUGGAAAAAAAAUAAAGGCGAUACUUCUAAUAAUAGUUUGUGACUGCAUGAAGAUCAGGUUGUCAAGAAAUGUUUAAAAAGGGCCAAGUUACCAACACUGUAAAAUGACUUGCAACCUUUUUUACUUCUACAAGCCGAUUAUGGACAUUUGAUUUAAUCUCUUCUUGGUUUGCAGAAGACUUUCUCUUUCUAAGCCUUUUCUGAUGUCCAGCCUGAACUGAGUUUUUAUUUUUUUCAGUGUAAACAUAAACACUUUUGAGUUUUGACUUUUUAUUGAAGAUAACCUUUUUUUUUAUUGUUUUGUCUUGCAUAAUCUGACCCCAACAAGUUUCUGUUUCACUGAUUUUUAAGUGCAAUAUAUUUAUUUUGCUCUGUGGAAAUAACCUGUAAUGUGUUGUAUCUCAUUUAAAGCUAUGUGUAAACCAUGACAAAUAUAUAUAUAUAUAUAUAUAUAUAUAUAUAUAUAUAUAUAUAUAUAUGUUUAUAUACCACCACCAAAACAUUUCCUGGAUUUGUUUUUCAUUAGCAGAAACAUAAAGGACACUAACAAAUUGA
This is a messenger RNA of Girardinichthys multiradiatus, 4293 nucleotides long. It is a transcript of the gene tbx20, whose product is annotated as T-box transcription factor 20. The record is from RefSeq and is a predicted model, not a curated record. Lineage: Eukaryota; Metazoa; Chordata; Actinopteri; Cyprinodontiformes; Goodeidae. The coding region runs from base 304 to 1626 and encodes 440 amino acids. Gene Ontology annotation, molecular function: DNA-binding transcription factor activity, RNA polymerase II-specific; RNA polymerase II cis-regulatory region sequence-specific DNA binding. Gene Ontology annotation, cellular component: nucleus. The transcript is spliced from 8 exons. Gene Ontology annotation, biological process: heart looping; positive regulation of DNA-templated transcription; vasculogenesis.